AUGAGCAAAGUGUUAACGUUAAAUGUAAAGUGUGGUGGAAACCCAUGUAAUUGCAGUAAUAGUAGCGAUAUUAUUGUUAGCAAAGAUGAGACUAUUGAUAAUGUCACCAGUUUUAUCGCCUAUAGUCACUCCAUAAAGAAAGGAGAGUCAUUUACUCUAAGUCAGAAUCUAGAUGGAGGUGAGAGUCUAGAUAGUGGUGAUAUCCAAGAUGUUGAAAAAGUAGCAGUUUACUAUUGGGAUAGGGAUUCACAGCACAAAACACCACUUCUUCUAAACAUUACUCAGAAAGACAAUCCAAAAUCAUUAUAUUAUCUGAGAUAUGAAGACGGUGAACCAGAAGGAAACCCUAAUCCAAAGGUUUGGAAACAAUAUAACGGCGUUGGAACAUCCCUACAAGAUUUGUUGGAUGAUAGGAAUUUAGGCAGAAAUAAUGUCUUCCCUCUCGAUCUUAAUGAGCCUACAAAACGUCUGGACACGGGUACCGAUGUUGCGAAGAAAGCGGAGGUACAACUUGUUCAAACAAGUCCUCUUACUGACAGUGAUUACAAGAUCACAAUGUAUAAACUUAAUGGCAAAGAUGGGGAAACAAAAUUUUCGAGAGCAAUGUAUGAUAAGGGUAAAGCUAAUGGUAUAGUUAUUCCAGAUGAUAUACUUACUAGUAUCAAGCUUUACUCAUCGUCAGUGAGCUCUAUACCCAUUAUGGUUGAGUUUGUGAAAAGUGGGAAAGCAGGAUCAGAAUGGUUUUACAAUACUAAUUCUCAGGGUACAAAUUGGCAAGGAGAUGGUGGAAAUACAUUCUAUGGUAGUGAUAGACAGCUCACAGAGAGCUUUACCAAACGAUUAGAUGAACUCACCUGUGAACACCAUGGUGGAGUCACCAUUGAUUUAUCACAUAAAACAUCUAUAGCUCAACAGAGAUACUGUUGCAAUGAGCAUGGAGGUAAGAAGGGUGAAGGUGGAAAGGUCUCUGUUAAGGAACAAAAGGUUUCUUGCCAGAGGCCAGAUCACAGUACAAGUUCCCUUACGGUCUACAAGCACUCCAUUAAAGAGGUUGACCUUAAACUAGGUGGCAUUAAAUUCUACCUUAAUAAUGAUAGUUCUAAACAGAAUAGGAAACAUGUAAGAUCUAGAAAUUUAAAACUACCUAUAGAAGGCCAGGUAGAUGUUUGUGUCUUCUAUUGCGCUGGGAAUAAUCCGGUAUUAAUCUAUGUUUAUGCCAAUAGGAGUACAAAAUCUCAGGGAAGCUCGGGCUGGUACAGGAAAAGCAAAAGAGGUUAUGAAAGUAACUGGAGUAAAAUUUCGAAUAUGCCACAAUAUAUAACACCCGAUACGAUUAACAAUUGUAAUAGUUGGAACAAACUUGUAGGAAUCUUUAAUCAACUUAAAUGUGAAAGCUUCCAAAGAUGUCCCCCUGAACCUUUACCAGAACGUUCUGAUGCCGGUGAAGUACGGACUCAUAACCAGGAUGAUGACAUUAAGUUGGAAGAAUCUGAGCCUGAAGUUGACUCAUAUAAAGUACGAGGUGAUGCUGGACCUAUAGAACCUCUUGGCCCACUUGGCAAAGGAGCUGGUAAAGAUAAAACUGAAGCAAAACACGUUACUAGUGCUAAAGAUAGUGAAGAUAAAGAAGCUAAAGUAGUCUCUGAAAUUGUUAAAAAAGAAUCUGAACCUGGUCCAGAAGGUGCUGGUAAAGGACCUCAAGGAGAGUCAUUUCAAUUCAAAAUUCCUGGUGCUCUAUUUACUGUUGUUGAUGAAGCUGCUAAACUACUUUAUGGUAUUCUAUCUCCUCAACGUAAAGCUAGUAGAGAUCCUGGUGCUGCUAGACCUGAUACUGGUGAACUUAUUGGACCUGCUGGUACUCAAGGUAGAGAUGAUCCUUCUGGAGAUAGUGCUGGAGGACCAGGUUCUGUUCCUACUAGUCCACCUAGUGGUCAAACUCGUACUCAAGUACAAGAAGCUGAUGUUCCUCAAUCUGGAGUUCGUGGAGGACCUGCUGGACCUCCUGCUGAAUCUUCUCCUACUGCUUCUACUCCUGUUACUACUCAAACUGCUCAAGCUCAAGAAGGCCCUUCUGGAACUUCUCAAAUCUUUCCUUGGAAAGAGACUGUCUUUGGAACUCUCGCUACUGUUGUAUCCGGAUUAGUUGGGUUCGCGGGAUUGAAGUUUUAUAAGAGCCAAAGGGGACUAUCAAUUGGUAGAAACAUUGACCCUGAGGUAAUCGAGGGGAUUUCUCUGGUUGAAGUAAUUUUAAACUCGGACUGUUCCCAUGCUACUCUCUACGUUUCGAUAGCAGGUGACCCGUUUCAGCAACGACAAGGACUCUCUUGGCUGACCAAGAGGACCAAACGUUUGCGUUACUUGAUGGCUCAACUGCUCAAUCAUCGCAAAAACGUACCGACAAUAUCCUUCAAGAAGCACGAUUUAUUAGAACAAUCCAGUAAGUUCUAG
Theileria equi strain WA is the source of this 2448-nucleotide messenger RNA. RefSeq lists its product as hypothetical. The record is from RefSeq and is a predicted model, not a curated record. Bases 1 to 2448 code for a protein of 815 amino acids. Lineage: Eukaryota; Apicomplexa; Aconoidasida; Piroplasmida; Theileriidae. The transcript has 3 exons. Gene Ontology annotation, biological process: rRNA processing.